Messenger RNA from Pisolithus orientalis, 618 nucleotides. RefSeq lists its product as uncharacterized. The record is from RefSeq and is a predicted model, not a curated record. The coding region runs from base 1 to 618 and encodes 205 amino acids. NCBI's taxonomy places the organism in Eukaryota, Fungi, Basidiomycota, Agaricomycetes, Boletales, Pisolithaceae. The transcript has 2 exons.
AUGUGGCAAUCUGGGGCACAUAUGAUGGAGCAUACCAUAGCAUUUCAGAGCACUCCAGAGCAUGCCAUGGCCCUCCAGGGUGAGCUGCAGCAUAUGUUCCAAAGUGAACUGUGGCAUGCCAGCCACUCCAAAGCAAAUGCCAGAGCAUGCCAUGGCCCUCUGGAGCACACUGUAGCACAUGUGCCAGAGCAAACCAUAGCAUUCUGGAGCACUCCAGAGCAUGCUAUAGCCCUCCAGGGUGGGCUGCAGCCACAUAAUUCAGUCAACCAAAGUCCUGAAACUGGGACACCUGAAGUGUACAUUCACCCUGAAAGUGGGACUAACCAAUGUCAGCCAAUGGCCCUCAAAGUGGGUUGGCCACAGCUCAUGGGACUGCCUAAAGGUGGCAUUGGCCAACCUACCCUGGAUGGUGAGCUCCCUAGAAGUGGUGUCAGCCAACCUAGCCUCAGCAUGAGGGAGCCCCCUGGAAGUGGUAGUGGCCGACCUAGCCUCAGCAUGAGGGAGCUCCCUAGAAGGGGUGUUGGUCGACAUCACCACUUCAUGGGUGAGCUCCCUAGAAGUGGUGUCAGCCAACCUAGCCUCAGCAUGAGGGAGCUCCCUGGAAGUGGUAGUGGCUGA